UCCUUAUAGUCAGAGAGACAACGUACUUGAAGUGUAUUCACAGAAGAAGACGAGAGAUUGAGGUGAAGGUGAAUUCUUACCUUACUUACGUAGUCUUGGCCCCACACGGCCCUUAAGUAGGAUGACCUUGAGAGGACGCCGCGGCGUGGCUGAACUAUUGUUCUUGCAGAGCUUGCUUCUGACUAUCAAAGGUGAACUUCGGUUGACGGGACAACCAGAGCCGGUGGUGGGCUUAGUUGGACAACAAUGUGUCCUUCCAUGUCGCCUGCAGCCAGCAGGAAGCGUUGCUGAUAAGUUGGUGGAGUGGACACGAGCAGACAUGGAUCCCACUUACGUUCUUAUUUACCGUCAAAGGCGUUUGGAGCCUAAGGAGGUAAAUCCAUCCUUCAAGGAAAGGAUGGAGUUGUUUGAACAGGGACCUGAGAAUGGCGACAUGUCCUUGAAGCUGAAUUACCCUAAACUGUCUGACACUGGGACAUACACAUGUAAACUGGUUAUGGAUGUGAGCUCCCAAUUUUCUCUUGAAGUCCCUGUUGUCAUAGGUGCCGUUUCUGAGCCACAGAUCACUCUUGAGAGAUCUUUGGACAAACUCGUUUUUAAGUGUGAAGCGAGAAACUGGUACCCAAAGCCUGAGAUGGAGUGGAGGGACAGCAAAGAGCAAAUCGUCCCUCAUGAAGACAUCAGUCCAGUCCAGGAUGAUGAAUACUUCUCCAUCCUGAGCAGGAUUACAGUGGAGAUGUGGGCAAGUGAUAAUUACACGUGUACAGUUCGACAACUGGACAUUAGAGAAACGAGGAAAACAAAUUUUACAGUUCCAGAAAUCUACAAGAAAUAUGUUUCCCUGGAAAUACAUUUGACUAAUAUUGUUGCGGUGUCAUCAGUAGUGGUCGUGCUGUUCCUUGUUGUAUUGGUUAUACGAGCUGGAAGGAAUAGGCGUCGGAGAACAGAUGAGACUGACGGAGCUGGUAUGCCACUCAGGGAGAGUCAACAGAGUGAAAUCACUCGUCUUCAACAACAAGUGGAACUUCAGGAGAGUGAAAUCACUCGUCUUCAACAAGUGGAACUUCAGGAGAGUGAAAUCACUCGUCUUCAACAAGUGGAACUUCAGGAGAGUGAAAUCACUCGUCUUCAACAACAAGUGGAACUUCAGGAGAGUGAAAUCACUCGUCUUCAACAAGUGGAACUUCAGGAGAGUGAAAUCACUCGUCUUCAACAAGUGGAACUUCAGGAGAGUGAAAUCACUCGUCUUCAACAACAAGUGGAACUUCAGGAGAGUGAAAUCACUCGUCUUCAACAAGUGGAACUUCAGGAGAGUGAAAUCACUCGUCUUCAACAAGUGGAACUUCAGGAGAGUGAAAUCACUCGUCUUCAACAAGUGGAACUUCAGGAGAGUGAAAUCACUCGUCUUCGUCAACAAGUGGAACUUCAGGAGAGUGAAAUCACUCGUCUUCGUCAACAAGUGGAACUUCAGGAGAGUGAAAUCACUCGUCUUCAACAACAAGUGGAACUUCAGGAGAGUGAAAUCACUCGUCUUCAACAAGUGGAACUUCAGGAGAGUGAAAUCACUCGUCUUCAACAACAAGUGGAACUUCAGGAGAGUGAAAUCACUCGUCUUCAUCAACAAGUGGAACUUCAGGAGAGUGAAAUCACUCGUCUUCAUCAACAAGUGGAACUUCAGGAGAGUGAAAUCACUCGUCUUGGUCAACAAGUGGAACUUCAGGAGAGUGAAAUCACUCGUCUUCGUCAACAAGUGGAACCUCUGCAGCAUGAAAGUUGUAGCAAAGUUUCAGCUGACUCUUAAGUCUCCACCGGCGACGAGUGAGUGCAGAGAUGCUUUCUCAAAUGAAGAAAUGCGCGCCUCCAUUCAGUUUAAUUGAUGAAGAGGAUUCUUUUGCUUCUGUACUGAACCUUAUUACCAACAGAUGUUGAUCAUGAACACUGUAAUCACUGGCGCUCUGUUUUUAUCUUUAAUGCAGCAGAAAUUCAAAUCUUUUAGUGUUUAAGUGUCUAAGAACAUUUCCCCCAAGACUUUUCUUGCCGUGAUAGAAAAUCAGCUCUGAGUGACAAUUGAGGUAAAUGGUCAACCAACAUUUGGCUUUAAAGUACAGUAAGAAGUAAAUGUCUAACUUUACAGCUGCAGUUCCUCCAGUGUCCACUAGAGUCUGUCUCCUGCAGUGAGUCAGUCCUCAUAGAGCCCCAUGUUAAAAUGUCUAACUUUACAGCUGCAGUUCACCCAGUGUCCACUAGAGUCUGUCUCAUGCAGUGAGUCAGUC
Labrus mixtus (cuckoo wrasse) is the source of this 2273-nucleotide messenger RNA. RefSeq names its product trichohyalin-like. The transcript has 6 exons. NCBI's taxonomy places the organism in Eukaryota, Metazoa, Chordata, Actinopteri, Labriformes, Labridae. The record is from RefSeq and is a predicted model, not a curated record. The coding region runs from base 122 to 1801 and encodes 559 amino acids.